Cladocopium goreaui is the source of this 2910-nucleotide messenger RNA. The record is from the annotation of a GenBank genome assembly. Lineage: Eukaryota; Dinophyceae; Suessiales; Symbiodiniaceae.
AUGGAUACCAGCGCGUACGGUUCGGUUAAGAAAUCUUCCCCUCGCCAGGCGGCUUCGCUUGGCCGCACAUUGGGCCCGGUUCCCGACUUGGAACGGCACCUGCCGCAAGAAUGGUGGCGUACGCUGUUCAAUUCGGUGUACCUGAAGACCGAUGGUGACGUGGUCGAGAACGACACGGCCACCCAGUACGAGCUGAACGCGAUCGUGCAAGCCACCGGAUUAGAACCGAACGAUCGGGUGCUCGACCUGUGCUGCGGGCAUGGUCGCCACUGUUUGGAACUGGCCCGACGGGGCUUUCGCAACGUGACGGGCGUGGACCGCUCGCGGUACCUCAUCCGCUUGGCCCGACGGCGAGCCAAGAAAGAAGGCCUGAGCGUUUCCUUCCACGAGGGUGACGCCCGGCGGUUUCGCUUGAAGGACGCCAACUUCCACUGCGCGAUGCUGCUGGGCAAUUCAUUCGGCUACUUCGAUCGCGAAGAGGACGACCGCGCGGUGCUCAAGUCGGUGCGGCGUGCCCUGCACGGCGGUGGUUCGAUCGUAUUGGACUUGGCCGACGGCGACUGGCAGCGCGAGCACUUCGAACCGCGUAGCUGGGAGUGGAUCGACCAGAACCACUUCGUGUGCCGCGAACGUUCGCUUUCGGCCGAUCGCAAGCGGUUGAUCUCGCGCGAAGUGGUCGUGCAUGCCGAACGCGGCGUGAUCGUCGAUCAGUUCUAUGCCGAGCGGCUGUACUCCCGCGAUUCGAUCCUAUCGCUGUUGGAAGAAUGUGGCUUUGAUCAAUGUCGAGUGAACGAGUCGAUCGUGGCCAACUCCACGCGUCAGCAAGACCUGGGGAUGAUGGCCUGCCGGAUUUUGAUUUCGGCCCGUUCGACUCGCGACACGGCCAAGCCAAAGGCCAAGAAACCGCUACUGGACGAAGUGACGGUGCUGCUGGGCGACCCACGUUUGCCCGAUAGUUGCAAGCGCGAUGCCCAAUUCAACCCCGAGGAUAUGGAGACCAUCCAGAAGCUGAAGGACACGUUGGGCGAACUCGAGCAGUUCAAGUUCACCUACUUGGACAACCACGCGUCGCUGGUGAGCGACUUACGGUCCGAUCCGCCGAAGUUUGUGUUCAACCUGUGCGACGAAGGCUUCGACAACGACGCCUUCAAGGAGUUGCACGUGCCGGCCAUUCUGGAAAUGGCGAACAUUCCUUACAGCGGCGCCGGCCCUGCCACGUUGGGUCUGUGCUACAACAAGUCGCACGUUCGCAGCAUUGCCGACGCCCUGGAUGUGCCGGUCCCGCUGGAAUCGUUCUUCGAUCCCGACGAUCAGUCGGCCACGCUACCCUCGGUGUUGCCGGCGUUGCUCAAGCCAAACUUCGGCGACAGCAGUGUGGGCAUCACGAAGGACUCGGUGGUCGAAACUCCUGAGGCCUUCAUCGGCCGACUGGAAGAAAUGCGGGACGAGUUCCCCGGCGUGUCGCUGUUGAUUCAGGAAUACCUGACCGGCAACGAGUACAGCGUCGGGAUCAUCGGCAACCCGGGCUUUGGAUACCGGUUCUUGCCUGUGCUUGAAGUCGAUUACAGCGGACUGGAUAAGGGGCUGCCGAAGAUCCUCGGUUACGAAUCGAAGUGGCUGCCUGACUCGCCGUACUGGACGCAAAUCAAGUACCACGAGGCCGACUUGGAUGAGGCCACCACGCGACGGCUUUAUGAUCAUUCGAGCUUGCUGUUCGAACGCUUGGGAUGCCGGGACUACGCCCGAUUCGAUUUUCGGGCCGAUGCUGAAGGGCAAAUCAAGCUGCUAGAAGUGAACCCCAAUCCAGGCUGGUGCUGGGACGGCAAGUUCAACUACAUGGCCGGGUUCGCAGGUAUGCGAUAUGCCGACCUGUUGGAGGCCAUCAUCGAGGCCGCCCAGACGCGCUACACCAGCAACGGUAAAAAUCGGACGAACCGGGUAGCGCGUACCGCUCAGAAGCAGCAGUUCCGCUACUCGUUUCUGAAGAUUCUCAGCGGGUUCGAUCUUUCGCACCGCCGUGUGCCGUACAUGCAGGCCGUCAGCCCAAGCCCAGGGCCCACACUCUGGCUGACGGCUUGCUGUCACGGCGACGAGGUCGGUGGGAUCGUCGUCGUGCAAGAAGUGUUCAAGCGGUUGAAGAAGCAUCCGCUGGUGAAAGGCGAACUGCACGCCUUUCCGCUGAUGAACCCGCUGGGGUUCGAAGCCGCCGCCCGACACAUCACGCUGAGUGAAGAGGAUCUGAAUCGGGCGUUUCCAGGGAACGCCUCGGGGAGCCUGGCCGAGCGGAUCGCGCAUACGAUCUUCGGCACCAUCACGAAGACGCAGCCCGACCUGGUGCUGGAUCUACACAACGACUGGAUCCGUUCGAUUCCUUACGCCGUGCUCGAUCCGCCGGCGCAGACGAAGGCGUCGGAAGCGGAAGCCCAGGCAGAGUCGCUGGCGGCGGCCACCGGUUUUUUGGUUGUGCUGGAGCCGAACCCUUUGCGGAGAACGUUGUCUCAUUCUUUACUGCGUGAAGGCAUUCCGGCGGUGACGGUCGAGCUGGGCGAAUCGUUCGUGGUGAACGAGACAAACGUCGACUUCGGAGCCAGGGCGGUGUUCAACGUGCUCGGGCAACUCGGCAUGGUCGAGGAGUGCGAGACGUUUGAGUAUCCGCUGCCCGAGGCUCUGCACGACCGGCGGCUGCUGACUUACAGCCAGAACCCAAGCAGCUCGACGAGCGGCAUCAUUCGUUUCCUGGUCCGUCCGGGGGCGAUGGUUCGCCAGGGGCAGCCGGUGGCCAAGAUCGUGAACGCGUUCGGUCGCCUGUGCGAAACGGUGGUGGCCCCGCAGGAUGCCAUCGUGCUGGGGCUUUCCGACUCGUCGGUCGCCUAUCCCGGGGCCCCCAUAAUGGCGUUCGCCACGCUGUAA